AUGCUAGAAGACUUGGUCAUUAACAGUGCUGGCAGCUUUGCUGGUUUAAAAUCUCUUACUAUUGAGAGCUGUAGCGGCAGUGUAUGGCAAGGUGGAUGUGCUUCCCACUAUGAUCUACUACCAAACCUAGAGGAACUUUAUCUCCGAGACCUGAAUUAUGUAGAAAGCAUUUCAGAACUGCUUGGCCAACUUGGGCUGAGAUUUCUUAGACUAAAAUUAAUAGAAGUGGAGUAUUGUUCUGAAAUGAAAUAUCUUCUUCCCUGUGGUUACAGUUACUUCAUUUACACAGCCCUGCCAAACCUAGAAAUAAUGAAGGUACGGUCUUGUGACAGGUUGGUUGAGCUCUUUAGUUAUAAUUCCAUGCAAUAUAUCGCUUCAGAUCCUGUUGUUCCAAGCCUACGGCAAUUGAAAUUGGAAUGGCUUCCCCAAUUAAGGACUCUUUGCCGAGAUGAAGAGACAUGGCCGCUUCUAGAGCAGCUUUUCCUCAUCGAUUUUAAUCUCUCCUUGGACUUCCCAGCAGUACUCUGGAAAAAGGUCCACCAAAUUCAACUCAAAGUAGUAUGCCCUGUUAGAAUAUAUUAUGGAGUUCAAGUAUCGAAGCCACAGGGCGCAACCCUCAUACACGGGAAGAUAAAUAGACUAAGAAAAUUCCAAUUUUUCAUUGGCCCAACAGCAAACUCAUUACCAACUAGACAUGAAGAAAGGAGGGUGACUAACAGUGGUCUUAAUCUUUCGGGAGAAUGGAUUGGGUUAUUGUUGAGUGAUGCAAGUUCUCUCAUCUUAAAUCAUUUUCAUGGACUGAAUGAAUUGCUAGAAGACCUGGUAAUUAACAGUGUUGGCUGCUUUGCUGGUCUAAAAUCACUUACUAUUGCAAGCUCUAACAGCAGUUUACGGCCAGGAGGAGGAUGUACAGCCCACUUUGACCUACUACCAAAUUUAGAGGAACUUUAUCUCCAAGACCUGACUUACCUAGAAAGCAUUUCAGAACUAGUUGGCCAUCUUGGGCUGAGAUUUCUUAGACUAAAAUUAAUUGAAGUGACUCGAUGUUCCCAAAUGAAACAUCUUCUCUCCUGUGGUUACCACAUUCACACUUUGCCAAACCUACAAGUAAUCAAGGUAAGCUUUUGUGACAAGUUAGAUGAGCUCUUUAGUUAUCAUUCCAUCCAAUUUAUCGCUCCAGAUCCUGUUGUUCCAAGCCUGCGGAUAUUGGAAUUGAAGUACCUUCCCAAAUUAAAGACUCUUUACAGGCACGAGACGGCACCACAUCUAGAGCAGUUUACUGUCAUCAAGUGCAAUCGUCUUACAACAAGGCUGUUUGGUACUAACGAAACUGCAGAUACCAUAGACGAAAUCAGAGAAGAAUCAUAAUGGUGGAGGCAUUGGGGUGGCAUGCAAACAGAGCUAAAUCAAGUCUGGAGCCUUCUAUUUUCAUCCUUCUGAGGCCAAGAGAAGUGCAUCUCAGAGCCUCUGGAAGACGAUUCAUACAACUCAUUUAUCUUGUUGUGCAAGUUAAAUAUCUGCUCAAGUCUUUUAUCAAAAGCUUGAAAAGACAGGAAAGCAAAUUGUGUAUAAUUUUCUCUAUAUUUUCAUUUUCCUCAGCUUUUCUGGUAUAUAUCUUGGUGCAAAUGUUUUGGAUUAGAACCAUCCUAUUCAUCUUCCUGUCCUUGUAAUUUGG
This is a messenger RNA of Alnus glutinosa, 1675 nucleotides long. RefSeq names its product probable disease resistance protein At4g27220. NCBI's taxonomy places the organism in Eukaryota, Viridiplantae, Streptophyta, Magnoliopsida, Fagales, Betulaceae. Bases 1 to 1368 code for a protein of 455 amino acids. The record is from RefSeq and is a predicted model, not a curated record. The transcript has 3 exons.